AUGGCCACUCUAUGGCCAAGCCUGCUGCUAUAUGCAUUGGCUAUGUGCUUGAUAGCCAUCAGUGUAGCUGCUAGUGAUGAUAAAUCUUAUGUUUAUGCAUCCCCACCUCCCCCAUACAUUUACAAAUCACCACCACCACCACCAUCACCAUCACCUCCUCCAUCCUACAUUUACAAGUCACCACCGCCUCCAAAGUCCUCACCUCCUCCCCCUUAUGUCUAUAAAUCACCACCACCUCCGAAGUCAUCACCUCCGCCUCCCUAUGUCUACAAGUCACCACCACCACCGAAGUCGUCACCUCCACCUCCUUAUGUUUAUAAGUCCCCACCACCACCGAAAUCGUCACCUCCUCCUCCCUAUGUCUACAAGUCGCCACUACCUCCAAAGUCAUCACCUCCUCCUCCUUAUGUCUACAAGUCGCCACCUCCACCGAAAUCUUCACCUCUUCCUCCUUAUGUCUACAAAUCACCACCACCUCCGAAGUUGUCACCUCCACCUCCUUAUGUCUAUAAGUCCCCACCACCACCAAAAUCGUCACCUCCUCCUCCCUAUGUUUACAAGUCGCCACCACCUCCAAAGUCGUCACCUCCUCCUCCCUAUGUUUACAAGUCCGCACCACCACCGAAAUCAUCACCUCCUCCUCCCUAUGUUUACAAGUCCCCACCACCACCGAAAUCGUCACCUCCUCCUCCCUAUGUUUACAAGUCGCCACCACCUCCAAAGUCGUCACCUCCUCCUCCUUAUGUCUAUAAGUCACCACCUCCACCGAAAUCUUCACAUCCUCCUCCUUAUGUCUACAAAUCACCACCACCUCUGAAGUCAUCACCUCUUCCUCCUUAUGUCUACAAGUCACCAUCUCCUCCUCGUUAUGUCUACAAAUCACCACCUCCUCCAAAGUUGUCACCACCCACUCCUUAUGUCUAUAAGUCGCCACCACUGCCAAAAUCCUCACCUCCCCCUCCUUAUGUCUAUAAGUCGCCACCACCACCAAAAUCCUCACCUCCUCCUCCCUAUGUCUACAAGUCGCCACCACCUCCAAAGGCGUCACCUUCUCCUCUUUAUGUCUACAAGUCACCACCACCACCACCACCAUCACCAUCACCUCCUCUACCCUACAUUUACAAGUCACCUCCUCCUCCAAAGUCAUCACCUCCACCACCAUAUGUUUACAAGUCUCCACCACCACCAUCCCUAUCACCUCCUCCUCCUUAUGUCUACAAGUCACCACCUCCACCAAAAUCCUCACCUCCUCGUCCUUAUGUCUACAAGUCACCACCAGCUCCGAAGUCAUCGCCUCCUCCUCCUUAUGUCUAUAAGUCACCACCUCCACCAAAAUCCUCACCCCCUCCUCCUUAUGUCUACAAGUCACCACCACCUCCAAAGUCGUCACCUACUCCUCCUUAUGUGUACAAAUCACCACCUCCUCCUCCUUAUGUUUACAAGUCGCCACCACCUCCAAAGUCGUCACCUCCUCUUCCUUAUGUCUAUAAAUCACCACCUCCACUUAAAUCCUCACCUCCUCCUCCUUAUGUCUACAAGUCGCCGCCACCUCCAAAGUCAUCACCUCCUCCUCCCUAUGUCUACAUGUCACCACCUCCACCGAAAUCCUCACCUCCUCCUCCUUACGUCUACAAAUCACCACCACCACCAUCACCAUCGCCUCCUCCAUCCUACAUUUACAAGUCACCACCUCCACCACCAUACGUUUACAAGUCUCCACCUCCACCAUCUCCGUCACCUCCUCCUCCUUAUGUCUAUAAGUCACCACCGCCACGAUCACCAUCCCCCCCACCACCAUACAUUUACAAGUCACCACCUCCUCCAUCCCCAUCACCUCCUCCACCUUAUGUGUACAAGUCACCCCCACCACCUUCUCCAUCUCCACCACCUCCGUACAUUUAUAAAUCACCACCGCCACCAUCUCCAUCACCUCCACCACCCUAUGUAUACAAGUCGCCACCACCACCAUCGCCGUCACCUCCUCCUCCUUACAUUUACAAGUCUCCUCCUCCUCCAUCUCCUUCACCACCCCCGCCCUAUGUUUACAAGUCACCACCACCACCGUCUCCAUCACCUCCACCUCCUUAUAUCUAUAAGUCACCACCUCCUCCAUCCCCAUGUCCCCCUCCUCCUUAUGUCUACAGUUCACCACCACCACCGUCGCAUUACUAACUUGAUACAGUUUAUGUUCCCUUUGUGGUAUAAAUUUGUAAAACAAAUAAUGGCUACAAGUGAGAGUAAUAUCCUAAGGAUGACUUGCCUACAUCUGAUCGAUCAAAAAUGGAGGCGGA
Messenger RNA from Argentina anserina (silverweed cinquefoil), 2291 nucleotides. Its product is annotated as extensin-2. NCBI's taxonomy places the organism in Eukaryota, Viridiplantae, Streptophyta, Magnoliopsida, Rosales, Rosaceae. Gene Ontology annotation, molecular function: structural constituent of cell wall. The coding region runs from base 1 to 2172 and encodes 723 amino acids. The record is from RefSeq and is a predicted model, not a curated record. Gene Ontology annotation, biological process: plant-type cell wall organization. The transcript has 2 exons.